AUGACUACUUCAGACAGCAGCUGGCCUGGAGUGCAGGCUGUAACAAAUCACAGUGUCAUACUGCCCCAGAAUGUCUCUGGAUCUUUAAAUUUCACUAAGUGUACGAUGGAUGAAAAAUUACUUUCCAGUGUGUUGACAGUAUUUUAUUCUGUUAUUUUCAUUGUGGGACUGGUUGGGAACAUAACUGCCCUGUAUGUAUUUCUGAGUAUCCACCGCAAAAGAAAUUCCAUUCAGAUAUACCUUCUUAAUGUAGCCAUCGCAGACCUCUUACUUAUCUUCUGCCUCCCUUUUCGGAUUAUGUAUCACAUAAACCAAAACAAGUGGACACUAGGUGUGAUUCUUUGUAAGGUUGUGGGAACACUAUUUUAUAUGAACAUGUACAUUAGCAUUAUUUUGCUUGGAUUCAUCAGUUUGGAUCGUUACAUAAAAAUCAAUCGGUCUAUACAACAACGAAAGGUAAUAACAACUAGACAAAGUAUUUAUAUUUGUGGUACAGUAUGGGCAAUUGCUCUUGUUGGAUUUUUAACCAUGAUUACUUUAAUACUUAAGAAAGGAGAUCAUAGUUCCACAAUGUGUUUCCAUUACAGAGAUAAGCGAGAUGCAAUAGGAGAAGCCAUUUUUAACUUUGUCCUUGUAGUCAUGUUUUGGCUAAUUUUCCUACUAAUAAUCCUUUCAUAUAUUAAGAUAGGUAAGAAUUUGUUAAGAAUUUCUAAAAGGAGAUCAAAAUUUCCAAAUUCUGGUAAAUAUGCCACUACAGCUCGCAAUUCCUUUAUUGUACUGAUCAUUUUUACUAUCUGUUUUGUUCCCUAUCACAUCUUUCGAUUCGUCUAUAUUUCUUCACAGAUAAAAGAGUCACCUUGCUAUUGGAAGGAAACUGUUCACAAAAUCAAUGAGGUCAUGCUGGUUUUAUCAUCUUUCAAUAGCUGCUUAGAUCCGGUCAUGUAUUUCCUAAUGUCCAGUAACAUCCGCAAAAUAAUGUGCCAACUUCUUUCUAGACGGUUUCAAGGAGAUGCGAGCAGGAGUGAAAGCACUUCAGAAUUUAAAGCAGGAUACUCAUUGCAUGAGACAUCUGCCUCAACUAAAGUUCAGCCUACUUUGUAAAGCACGUGCA
Suncus etruscus (white-toothed pygmy shrew) is the source of this 1111-nucleotide messenger RNA. It is a transcript of the gene GPR34, whose product is annotated as G protein-coupled receptor 34. The record is from RefSeq and is a predicted model, not a curated record. Bases 1 to 1101 code for a protein of 366 amino acids. Gene Ontology annotation, biological process: G protein-coupled receptor signaling pathway. Lineage: Eukaryota; Metazoa; Chordata; Mammalia; Eulipotyphla; Soricidae. Gene Ontology annotation, cellular component: membrane. The transcript has a single exon. Gene Ontology annotation, molecular function: G protein-coupled purinergic nucleotide receptor activity.